Acaulospora colombiana is the source of this 213-nucleotide messenger RNA. NCBI's taxonomy places the organism in Eukaryota, Fungi, Glomeromycota, Glomeromycetes, Diversisporales, Acaulosporaceae. The record is from the annotation of a GenBank genome assembly.
CCCCCUCCUGCGACCGACCCCGACUCCGUACCCUCUGACGAGCCCUGGUCAUCAAAAAUGGCAGACGAACCUGUCUCCCAGCACAUCAAGUUUACACCGCAUCGCGUCCCAGCUCUGAUGCACAAGAUCCAUCACCCAGCAGGAUUGUCUUGCUUCUCAGAUGUAAGAGACCGCACUUCUGUACACGAAUUCACAAGUAACACCUGUGCCUAG